GAUUGGCCUUUUUGGUCAAAGCAGUGGAAAGUUCAUCAAAGAUAGCUCUCUCAGUAAGGAUUCCUGAGAUGGUGUAAAGAAAUGAAAAGCAUAACUUUGCACCACAAAGACAGGAUGAUCUUUCCUCUAGUUUUUGUGGCUUUUGUUCAUCUUGCAGUGGCAGCACAGAACCCAAAAUGUCUCAUUACUGCCCCAAAAAUCAUUCACCUGGGAGUGGAGGAGACAGUGAGUGUGCAACUGCAUGGAGCCACUAAACCUACCAGUAUAACUCUGUAUUUCAAAGAUCCUUUGGGACCCACAAAGCUAUGUGAACCAAUAUCCGUGACCUUAAACAAUGAUAAUCAAUAUCAAGCUGUGGUGACAUUAAAGGUUGAUCCACUUAAGUUUCAAGGCAUCAGGAACCACCCUAACCCAGCUUACGAGAAUGACCCAUAUGUCUCUCUUUUUGCUGAGAGCAAGGAUGUGUUUGAUGCAACAAAAUUGGUCCAUGUCAGUUUGUCAACCAGAAGGGGUUAUAUUUUCAUCCAAACAGACAAGACAAUCUAUAAUCCAGGAGAACAUGUGAAAUAUAGAAUCUUCACUCUAGAUAACUACUUGCUUCCUAUAAAUGAUCGUGUCAGUGUCCAUGUGUAUAACUCGAAAGGCCUGCUGGUCUACAAUCAUGUUCUGAAUUCUAAACAAAUCCUGCAGAAGACUGUCACUAUUCCAGAUGUGGGAUUGGCAGGCAACUGGAAAAUCAGAGCCUCGUUUCUUAACUAUCCAAAGUCCAACACUUCAGUGGAGUUUGAGGUUCGAGAGUAUGUUCUGCCCUCGUUUGAAGUGAAGAUUGAAGCAGCAAAACCUUACCUCUCUCUCAACAAAAAUGAUUUUCAAUUUAGUAUCUCAGCCAGAUACACCUAUGGGAAGAGUGUCAGUGGGGUGGCAUACGUGCGGUUUGGACUGAUUGACAGUAAAGGAGAGAAGACGUAUCUUUCUGGCACAGAAAAACAGAUUACAGUUGAGGAUGGCCAUGCAGACGUCAUAAUCCGCACUGAAGAGUUACAGACUGCAGCAGCCAAUCAGAGCCUAGAGCACAUAACAGACCUGUACCUGUACAUUGCUGCUACCGUUCUGGAAAAAGCAAGUGGAGAUCUAGAGGAAGCAGAGAGCUCCUCUGUGAAGAUUGUGACCUCUCCGUAUGUCAUUGAUUUGUCAAGGACAAAGAAGUAUUUCACUCCUGGGGGCAUUUUCUCUAUUCUGGGCACAACCAGCUUCCCAGAUGGCUCCAGAGUCCCUCAUUUGAAAAUAAAGGCUGCUGUGACUAUAGAUGGAGUGUCUCAGACGAAGCAGAGCACUGGGGAUAAUAGCGGGAACAUAGCCAUCACAUUCCAAGUCCCGCAGCAGGCUAAGGAACUCUCCAUCACGGUGUAUGCACAGAGAAAUGAUGAUGAAGACGUCAUAAUCAGUGACGCUAAGAUAACAUCCACAGCGAUAGUCGAUGAAGAUGGCAGUUAUCUGAGUGUGGAGGUGCAGCAUCAGGUCCUCAACCCUGGGCAAAGUCUGCAGGUCACAUUCAGGGACAUCACAAGAGCUGCGAGUGCAAGACCCUCACAUAUAUAUUACCUGGUUGUGAGUAAGGGCAGAGUGCUGACGACAGGCAGAGUUCAGAGGACUGACCUGACCUCCAUCAACCUGCCUUUCUCUGUGGAUAUGGUGCCCGCCUUCCGCCUGGUGGCCUACUAUUACUCACCAGCUGGCAAACUAGUGGCCGACUCCGUGUGGGUGGAUGUGAAAGAUGUGUGCAAAGGAAAGGUUGAAAUCGCUCCUUUCCAUGAACUGAAACCUGCACAGGAAUUUGAGGUGUCAAUCAGGACGGAUCCAGACAGUAAGGUGGCGCUGAGUGCAGUGGAUUCGGCUGUGUACAUCCUCAGUAAGAAGGACAAACUGACUCCUCAAAAGAUGUUCGAGUACAUGAACUCGUAUGAUCUGGCCUGUUCUGUAGGCGGAGGAGAAAAUUCCAAGUCGGUCCUGGAAACAGCAGGACUUACGUUCAUCUGUAACUGUGCAACACAACCAGUUAUACUUGGAGAACAUAAAUGCUACAAUGACCGUCACAGACAAAAAAGAGACCUCAAUAAACUCGUUAACAGCUACAGGCACCCAGACAGGAAGUGCUGUGAAGAUGGACGGAGGAAAGGAUUGUCAGCAAUGCCAUGUGAUAAGAGGUUGAAAUUCACAGCGCAUCAGCCAAAGAGCUGCCAGGAAGCUUUCAAAAAGUGCUGCGAGGCUGCAGUGGCUAAGAGGAAGAAGGACCGAGUGAACAAAUGGAAAAGCAGCUUGGGGAGAACAUUCAGCAAUGGAAUAGUGGAGGAUGAGAUCGAUGAAGCGUCCGUGUACCUCCGCAGUUUCUUUCCUCAGUCAUGGAUGUGGCAGAUUUUCGAUGCACAUGCCUCAGGCAACAUCAGGCAUUCUGAAGUCACUCCUGACUCCAUAACCACAUGGGAGGUCCAAGCUGUAGCAAUUUCUCCAACCAAAGGAUUUUGCAUCGCUGACCCACAGCCACUGAAAGUCUUCCAGGAAUUUUUCAUCUCCGUUAAACUGCCAUAUUCAGUGAAGAGGAACGAGCAGCUCGAGGUGAAAGUCGUUGUGUUCAACUACAAGCAUCAAAGUUUACAGGUCACAGUGAAGAUGGAGCAGGUGAACGGGCUGUGCAGUGCCGGUGCAGGGGAUGUGGAGCAGGUGGUCACAGUGGAGCCUCAGUCUGCUACGCCUGUGUAUUUCACCGUGGUGCCUCUGAUCAUCGGGAACAUCCCCAUCAACAUUCUGGCUUAUGCCUCUCACAGCAUCCACGAUAAGAUACAAAAAGAGCUCAAAGUGGUGGGAGAGGGUGAGCUCGUCGCCAUCGAAAAGGAAUACAAUAUCAACGCAAAGACUGAGAAUAAACUGGAAUUUGACAUUCAGGCCCCAGAGGACAAGAUCCCGGGCCAGGAACCCACCACAUACCUGAGCUUUAAAGGUGGCGUGAUGGGAGAAUCAGUGGAUAAUUGUCUAAACCUGGAUGGAGUGAACAAUUUGAUCAAGCUGCCUACCGGUUGUGCAGAACAGACCAUGGUGAAGAUGUCUCCUGCCAUUCACGCCAUGGAGUAUUUGGACGCCACCAACCAGUGGCUCUCCCUGAGAGCAGAGCGCCGAGAGGAGGCUCUAGCCAUGAUCCAGGCUGGUUACACUUGGGUUCUCACGUACAAGAAGGAGGAUGGAUCCUACGGGGCUUUUCUGAAAACGCCCAGCAGCAUUUGGUUGACUGCCUUCAUAGCUAAGGAGCUGUCAAACUCAAGGGACAUUAUUGACGUUACAGAUUCUUAUAUUCAAGAGGCCGUAUCUUAUCUGAUCUCCAAACAGAAAGCUGAUGGAGCAUGGGACGACCCAAAUCCUCUCUAUGACAGAGGAAUGAAGGGUGGAGUUGGACAAUCUGAGGAUGACGUGCCCUUGACUGCAUAUGUCCUCAUUUGCUUGAUUCAUACUGUGCCGGUGUAUGAACUGGGGACAGACACUGAACUGAGAGUGGCUAUGGAGAAGGCAAGGUCUUAUCUCCUGGCACAUUUAAAAGCGCAAGAAAACCCAUACGCGGUUGCUGUUACGGCGUAUGCGCUGUCUCUGAAUAAUCAUGAAAACCCAGAUGCCAUGCAAGCUCACAGGAAGCUGAUGGACUUGGCCACGUGUGAUAAGAAUCGCUGCUUCUGGGACGUCAGAAGGAAAGUGGGGGGUUUGGAGAAGAAAGCAGAUGCCAUUUCUGUGGAAGCUACAGCCUACGGUUUGCUCCAGGCCGUGACCAUGCUCGACAGAGUGAAAGCUAAACAGAUUGCCACCUGGCUCACUGAACAGCGCAAAUAUGGAGGAGGAUUCCAGUCCACACAGGAUACAGUCAUCGCCCUUGAAGCUCUGUCCAAGUUUAGCAUACAGAACAAUGACGUUGAACAACUGGACCUGAGAGUGGAAGUAUGUGUAAACGACAAGCGCAAGGAGAAUCUGCAUUUAAACAAGCAGACUGCACUGACCCAAACAGCAAUUGAAAUCAGAGAAGUGGGCAAAGUAAUACUGAAUGUAAAGGGGCAGGGAAAAGGAACUUUAUCGAUUUUGCAGACAUACAGAUCUCUGAAAAAGGAUGAGUCGUCCUGUGACUAUUUCGAUCUCAGUGUUAAAGUGGCUGGGGACCUUGAGGUCCUGUCUAAUGAAGACGAAGAGGAGAAGUUGGAUGAUUACUAUAACUAUGAUUAUGGUGAGGCGAGAGAGGAACCCAUGAGCAGACAGGACUGGUUUGAUCUGCGCACCCGCAGGAAGAGACAAGCUCCAAAGGAACCAAAAAAAGAAAACACACUCUUUUAUACAGUGUGUGUGAGCAAGAAACAGGGAAAUUCCAGUGGUAUGGCCCUGGUGGACAUCUCACUCCUGACCGGACUCACACCAAAUAUCCAAGAUCUGGAAGAUAACGUGAAGGGUACGGAGAAAUACAUCGACCAUUAUGAUAUUCACCACAACAAAGUAUUUCUUUACUUUAAUGAGAUCACCGACGAGGAGACGUGUGUCCAGUUCCGUGCAGAGCAGGUCAUUCCUGUAGGACUCAUCCAGCCUGCAGCAGCCGUCAUCUACGACUAUUACAAUCCAGAUAGAAAGUGUUCGGUGUUCUAUACGGUGCCGAAGGACAGUCCCAUGCUCACCAAACUGUGUGAAGCAGAUGUGUGCACAUGUGCUGAGGGUGGCUGUCCACGGCUCAAAGUCACCUUCAGUAGGAACAUGGACGCGAACACAAGAUCUGUUUAUGCCUGUUUUUCACCCACUGUUGAUUAUGUUUAUACAGUCAAGAUCCUCAACUCCAGCAAUGAUGGUGUGUUUACAUCUUAUUCCACGUUAAUUACUAAAGUCCUUCAGACAGGUAAGGACUUGGCUAUCCAGAAUGGUGAUGCGCGGGAAAUGCUCCAGCGUUUAACAUGUGAUGAGUUUGAGCUGAAACCUGGUGCAGAUUAUCUGAUCAUGGGGCUGGAUGAUGCAAUAUUUGCAGGAAACACCGAGAGGCGCUUUAGGUACAUACUGGAUAGCAAGACGUGGAUCGAGGAGAUGCCUCCAGCAACGAAGUGCAAGGCGACCAAGAGCAAGCAUGCUUGUCAGCUUCUGGAAAAGUUCUUACAGUUGUAUUCUCAAAACCAGUGUUCAGUUUAAUAGACACGAGUCAUACAAAGAAGACAUCAGUCACUUGGAACACAACACGCAGCUCAUUAAAUCGUGUGCUUUUAUUUUCAGUGCAUAUGACCAAGAAAAAAAAAAAUAGGGUUUGUUGAACAGCACAGUUCGAAUUGCAGCAGAGGUUUAUCAUAAAUGAUUUAACUCUUUGAAUGAAUGUUCAUGUUUACAGAUAAGCAUGAGCCUGCUUCUCUUAAAAAGGUAAUCAUGAGACUACAGCUUGUGGAAUGAAAUGAGAGUUCUUGGAGUCAUGUGUCGUUAUAACCUAACAAUCACUGUGCUUUUAACAGAAUGAUGUUUGGCUCAGUUGUUAUUAUUAAUAAAUCUAACCACCAUGAUUUGA
Molecule: messenger RNA, 5557 nt
Organism: Neoarius graeffei (lesser salmon catfish)
Lineage: Eukaryota; Metazoa; Chordata; Actinopteri; Siluriformes; Ariidae
Gene: c4
Product: complement component 4
Exons: 41
Coding region: 82-5193 (1703 amino acids)
Biological process (GO): complement activation
Cellular component (GO): extracellular region
Molecular function (GO): protein binding; endopeptidase inhibitor activity
Source: RefSeq, a predicted model, not a curated record